Molecule: messenger RNA, 1710 nt
Organism: Durotheca rogersii
Lineage: Eukaryota; Fungi; Ascomycota; Sordariomycetes; Xylariales; Xylariaceae
Product: cytochrome P450
Exons: 3
Coding region: 1-1710 (569 amino acids)
Molecular function (GO): heme binding; oxidoreductase activity, acting on paired donors, with incorporation or reduction of molecular oxygen; monooxygenase activity
Source: RefSeq, a predicted model, not a curated record
AUGUUGCGGUUUCCAGGGCCUUCGGGCGCCUACGACCUUUCGGUCUUGUUGAAGGCCGUCGGAUAUCUCACCCUGAUCGGCCUCGCGAGAUUUCUCUAUCUCCUAUAUCAGAAUCGGAUGCUAUUCCGACGAGUCCAGAAGGACUACGGAAUUGCGAUGCUGCCUCACUCGCUUCUUUUCGGCCACCUACCCGUCAUUGCUAAGGUCGCUAUGAAGUACAAGAUGCCGCGGGAUGCCCACGGCCACUGGAUGAUCCUCUACCUCAAGCGGGAAUAUCCUGAGAUCACGAAUAAAGGCAUCAUCUAUAUGGAUGUCUGGCCCGUGGGAUAUCCGAUGGUUGCUGUCUACGACCCGGACAUGAUGGCGCAGUUCACCCAGGAGCACAGUCUUCCCAAAUUCUGGGCGAUGGGACAGGUCGAGUUCAAACCCUUCACCAACGGCGAGGACCUCGUAACCCUCGAGGGACCGGAGUGGAAGGCCGCUCGCAGUCUGUUCAACCCCGGCUUCUCCAUGAAGAACCUGCUCUCGCUUGUCCCGGACAUGAUAGAGGAGACCCUCGUCUUCCGUGAGCGGCUGCGGAAAGCUGCCGAGUCCGGCGAGAUCGUGAAACUCGAGGAGUACACGACCGACGUAACCGUGGACGUGAUCGGACGCACCGUGCUCGGCACCCGUCUAGAGACGCAAAAGAAGCCGAACCUGCUGAUGCGCACGAUGAGGUCGCAGCUCGCGCUGCUCUACUUCGAGCUCAACUUUGCCAAGCUCCUUAACCCGCUUCGACCGCUGCGCCACUGGUUGUAUAACCGCACAAUCCGCCGCGAGAUCAUGCCGUAUAUCCUCGAUACGGCCCGCAACUACGAGAGGAUCGAGGGGCCCAAGACGAUCAUCGCGCUCGCGCUCAAGACGUUCGCUGCCGAGAAAGGGGCGGUAGCAACAGGCCGAGGGGGCCUUAGUCGCAGCGACGUUGACAACAUCCCCGCCGCCUUUCUCGAGCGCAUCGUCAAGCACAUCAAGAUAUUCAUGUUCGCGGGUCAUGACACGACUGCGACUGCGCUCGCGUAUGCCUACGCGCUGCUCGGUCAGCACCCGGACAAGCUAGCGGCCCUACGCGCCGAGCACAACGCUGUGCUGGGCCCAGACCCGCGUGAUGCGGCGGACCGCCUGCGCGCUGACCCAGCGCUUCUCGGGAAGCUGCCGUACACACUGGCCGUGCUUCGCGAGACGCUGCGCCUGUUCCCGCCGGUCGGCGGGUCGAUCCGGCAAGCCCCACCAGGCCACCUUCUCGUGGACCCGGUGACGGGCGUGCCGACGUAUCCGACGCACGGCUUUAUGCUGCACUCGUCGGCGGCGACAACGCAGCGAGACCCUGACCGGUGGCCUGACGCCGACACAUUCGUGCCCGAGCGGUUCCUCCCGGCAACGGCGGGGGCUGGGAAGGAGGGUGGGGGAGAUAACCCGCUGCGCGUGCCGCGCGGCGCCUGGCGCCCCUUUGAGAUGGGACCCCGCAACUGCAUCGGCCAGGAGCUCGUCUCCGUCGAGGUCCGGCUCAUCCUUGCUCUGACCGCACGCGAGUUCGCCGUCGAGCAGGCGUACCCCGCCGGCGCCCCGGUGUGGAUGGGAACACCUGCCUACCAAGUCUCCGACCCGGAGCUCGUGGCCACAGCGCACAUCAAGGAUGGCCUGCCGGUCCGGGUCAAGGCCAGCGGUAGGUAG